CCAACAUUACAUAAACACUCAUACCAGUAUUAUGAGUCCAUUCUAUCUUUUAGUAGGAAGAACAACAAAAAAAAGCGCGAAUCAGAUGUCACGCAGAUGCGUGACGUAGAAUGUUCAGUGUUCAGCGAGCUAAGAAAGAACAUGGCGACUGAUGAGGAUUCGGAAGAUUAUUUUGUUCGAGAAAUAGAGAAAAAUGACGGGUCUGUUUUAAGAAUGUAUCAGUGCAGCAAAGGGGACGUGGGCUGUGUAGUAUGGGACGCUGCUAUUGUCCUGUCAAAAUACCUCGAAACGGAACAAUUUUGCUGUGUUCAGUCUGGUGUUAGUACGUGGUCCUCUAAGAACAUUGUUGAACUGGGCGCAGGAACAGGACUCGUGAGUCUCGUGGCUGCAACUCUGGGGGCAAAUGUCACAGUGACAGAUCUGGAAGACCUGCAGCUUCUCCUUCAACUAAACAUUAGGAAAAAUCAGCAUCUCAUCCAUACAGGCUCAAUCACAGCCAAGGUACUGAAAUGGUUUGUACUACAUUUUAUCCUACAGGAUCUUUUUUGGAAGGG
Messenger RNA from Sinocyclocheilus anshuiensis, 554 nucleotides. RefSeq names its product protein-lysine methyltransferase METTL21D-like. Gene Ontology annotation, biological process: peptidyl-lysine trimethylation. NCBI's taxonomy places the organism in Eukaryota, Metazoa, Chordata, Actinopteri, Cypriniformes, Cyprinidae. The annotation marks the transcript as partial. Gene Ontology annotation, cellular component: protein-containing complex; cytosol. The transcript has 2 exons. The record is from RefSeq and is a predicted model, not a curated record.